AUGUCACACGAAGCAUUGAACCCCAUUCAUCCCUCAGUCCUCCCCAAAUUGGACCCUGCGUUCGUUCAAUUAUACAACGAACACGUCGCAAAUACCCCAGCUGGACCAAUUGAUCUUGCAGUCUUGCGCACCAAAUAUUCCGUGUUGUACUCCUAUGGCACUGGACCAGCACCAGACUGUGGUCGGGUGUAUGACGCCGAAGUUCCAGGACAUAAUGGGGACAUGAUUCCCGUUCGGGUAUACGAGCCGGCGUCUCCGGGCCCAUGGCCAGUGCAUAUCGAUUUCCACGGCGGAGGAUGGGGUCUUGGCGACCUUGACACGGAAUCCCACAUCUGCAAGCACAUUUGCGUCAAGGCGGAUGUCUGCGUGAUUGACGUGGAUUAUCGUCUCGUACCGGAGCAUGCAUUCCCAAUCGGCAUCCAAGAUUCGUUUGCUGCACUCCAGCACAUCCACGCGAAAGGUGCUGGUCAAUUCAACAUUGACCCGACCCGCAUUUCUCUCGGAGGCGUCUCAGCCGGUGGACACAUUGCCUUGGUAUGCGCGCACCUGGCAAGAGACGCCAACCUCCCCCUCAAGCUAGUGGCCGUGGGAACGCCCACCAUCGACGAUAUUUCCAAAUACAAAACAGCGUCUGAAUCACCCUGGCCGUCCAUGCAAGCCAUGGAGUAUGCACCGACACUCAAUUGGGCACGAUUGAAAUGGUUCGACAACCUCAAAUGGCAAAGCAUCGCAUCAUCUGGUUCAGAGCGAGAAUCUCAACUCGCCGCUGUCAGUUGGUAUGCCAAUAUCCUCGAUGCGCCUAAUUGCAAGGACCUUCCGACGACGGUUAUUUAUACUGCCGGGUGUGAUCCGCUGCACGACGAGGGUGAGGCCUAUGCUCAGAAAUUGAUCAGCAAUGGGAAUGAAGUUACUCAAAAACGGUUUGUUGGGGUUCCUCAUCCUUUCAUGCAUAUGGACAAAGGUGCGUUGCUUGAUCCUUCUUCGAGUACCGAGUACAAUAAGUGUUGA
Messenger RNA from Penicillium olsonii, 1008 nucleotides. The record is from the annotation of a GenBank genome assembly. Lineage: Eukaryota; Fungi; Ascomycota; Eurotiomycetes; Eurotiales; Aspergillaceae.